Messenger RNA from Didymosphaeria variabile, 2526 nucleotides. RefSeq lists its product as uncharacterized. The record is from RefSeq and is a predicted model, not a curated record. NCBI's taxonomy places the organism in Eukaryota, Fungi, Ascomycota, Dothideomycetes, Pleosporales, Didymosphaeriaceae. The transcript has 3 exons. Bases 1 to 2526 code for a protein of 841 amino acids.
AUGACAAGGGCCGGUUUGUACCUGCCACACACCCUAUCGAGACUACCUGAUCGUACGGAGACGCACACCGUGAGACAAAAGUACCUUGAGCGCAAGUCAAGCCAAGACUCGGACUCAGACCGCAAAUCGAUCGCUCUCUCGAGAAUGUCCUCAGAGGAUGUCACCAAGGUUUUCUCGUCGUUACCUACGGUGUUUGAUUUCGCGGACUGGGUAUCGACACAAGGAAGAGUGUCGUCAGACAACGGGGUCUUCAUUGAAUUGCUCCAGCGCGUACGGCAUGAUGUCACCGAGGCCUCGCGGCUCUACACAUCCCGAGCCGUUACAGAAUAUCUUGAAUCGUGGCCCGACAAGAAAGCUUAUAUUGACAAGAUUCUUCACGACAUCGAAAAGGCGCUCAAUGACAUUGGCCAAUUUUUAGAGACCGUGCAGGUGUCCGGAGAUGAUGGCGGCACAGUCAGUCUAAGACGCAAGUUUCAGUGGGGACACUUUCACCAGAAGAAGCUGGGGAACAAACAACAAUUGCUCGCAACAUGCCACCAGAGCUUGAUGCCGGCUGUGCAGCUCAUGCAGGCCGUGGAGAUGAAAGCGACACUCGAUCCCAUCCAUGAGUUGCCUGAGCACCCCCGGGUGGAAGGCGUCGCGAGCGAUGUCUUCAUAAGUCCACAUUACAGACAGCAAUCCAGUCUCAAUCGGAGAAGUUCAUCUGUGCCGAGCAUCGCGGUCUCAGAGCCUGAUUUGAAGGAGGGGAAGAUUGUACGCCCUUACCAGCAUACAUUUGCAGAGCUUCCUGGAAGCACUCCUGAUGAUCUUCACCAUUUUGAUGAAGACUUACACGUAGAUUAUCACGAGUCACGAGAUAAUGCUCGGGAUCAGGUGCAUGCACCAUCUCCAGCACGGGACGAUGCCCAAUCCCCUUCCCGAUUUGCAGCGGUCAACUCAAGUACGCGACCGAUGACAGCGGACGCAAGUGUCGCCACAGUCCCCAGAAGACGUCCGCCGGACCCUCCACUCACACGUAGAUCUGUCGACCAUGUCCGACCCUCUCUCUCAUUCUUCGACGACAGAGCACGCGCAUCCUUCGACUCAGCCCGACCUCGCGCAUACUCAGAGCAGAUACGAACACAGCGAUCAUUUGAGAUAAAGAGCCGCUCAUCUUACGAUCAAGUGCAACCUCUGCCCACUUUGACGGAGCGGCCCAUCGAACGCUUCAACUCAACCGCAUCCAUUGCAGUUGGCGAUGCUAUCAGUGUACCACUAGCGCCAAUGAGAUACCGGUCGAAGCCUAUUAAUGUUCGAAAACCGCCUGUGAAGCAUAAGUCAUUGCCAUCGGCACUACCUUCUUUUCCGAGCCAGAUGUCGCUGCUAGACGACCUCUCAACGUGGAUAAUCCCACAAUCAGCGCGUGAAAGCUAUCGCAGUACUCAGAGCAUUGACACGAUAUCUUCGACCGUUGAGACUACUCCAGCGACUUCGGUCACAUCAUCCCCGACUGUGCCGACGUCACCAGCGCUAUUGGAUGCCGCGGCUGUUGCAUCAGUGCCUACUUCUGUAGUCACACCAGAAUCGAGCUUGAAGAAGGCUUUAACAGAGCCAACACCAGUACUCAAAUUCAUCCCAUCCUUACCUUCACGAUCUGCACCGGCGCGUCCAUUAUCGGACCUACCGCCACCUAUACCGCCGAAGAUACCUUUGACGCAGUCUUCUCAGCCUGAGGCGGUCUCACAGUCAAGAUCAGACGAUAUUCUGCGGAGGAUGCCUAGUGAUCCGAUCCCAUCACCAUACGUCCGGCGCAGACGACCAGCCGCGCCCAGCAAUAGCACAUUUAAACGAGAGUCCUCAGAUGUGUCGCUCGUUCCAGCUGCAUCGUCAAUGUCCGUAACUCCAACCAGUGCGCCAAUUCCGAGUUCGGAAACAGCUAUCGAGACCAAAUCACCAGAACCCACAUCAAAAGGAAAAUUACCACCUGUCAAGCCUCGACGUUACAGAAGACAUGCAUCAUCGAACGCAUCCGCAAUGGACGAUAACCCGACGGCUGUAUUACCCAGUAACAUUUCGAAUGAUGCGCACUCAUCCAUGCAACCUCCGGCGAAAGACGAAGACGGCGAAUCAUCCACUGAGUUCAAGCAAAGCAUACACCACACUGCGUCGAACGCGACCACAACAGACAAGUACCCGAUAGCUGUGUCAUUUGACAAUGCGCCACCCGUUCCAGCCUUGUCAACGCAAUCACUCCCGACUGUAAUGAGCGCAUCGUCCGCAGCUUCUCGAAAAGACGUACACCAUACUUUUUCAAAUGCAAGUGCAACAGACAAAUACCCGAUCUCCAUCUUACUCGACAAUCCACCACCUGUUCCCAGUCUACCACUACAAUCACCUCCAAUAAGCGUGAACAGCAUAGAGAUACCGGACAACGAGACUUCUUCACCACCGACUACAGCUCGGCCCAUGACUGCUCUGGCGAAAAGGAGGGCGGCACAUGCGAAACGUAUGCAAAUGGCAUUUGGCACCGAGUCGGAGAACGCGUGA